This is a messenger RNA of Stylonychia lemnae, 2199 nucleotides long. NCBI's taxonomy places the organism in Eukaryota, Ciliophora, Spirotrichea, Sporadotrichida, Oxytrichidae. The record is from the annotation of a GenBank genome assembly.
AUGGCAUCUUAAAUUCUUCUAUAAAAUUUACUUGGAAACGAAUACAAUUUUCAAGAAAUCAUCAAAGCCUUGAAGAAAAACGAAACUGACAGAUCUGAUGAAGACAUAAAGCUGCUCUCUCAAAUAACAUAAGUAUUUUUCAAAGAUAAGGGUGAGACAGAGAUAAUGGAAAUAACUAAGCAACUUCAUUUCGAACACUUUCUUAAAGAUGAUGUAGUUUUUGAGUUCGGAAGUCAAGGAGACAAAUACUAUCUUCUUAUCAGAGGUGAAGUAGGGGUAAUGGUGCCUUGUGCAAUUAACCGAAAUAAAAGCAUUGCUUCAGCAUCAGGUGAAUUUAACAAAUUGUUCAACACUGAAUUAUGCCAAUUUAAGGAGCUAGAUGUAAUCUAAGAAAGUGAAGAUGUAGUUUCUCCUCCUCAGGGAAAUAUGGCAGAUAUAAAUGAAUAAAGAGCACUGUUGAAUUCUUAGAGAUCCAAUAAGAAGAGUCAAUUAAAUCUAAACAUCAACGUAAAUUAAGUCCAAGCUGAGCAAGUUCAAGUCCUUCUUGAGAGAAAAAAAUCAAUAGUUCCUAUUCCCAGAGGCAGUACGCUUCGCCCCGCUAAUGUUCGACUCAACUAGAAUGCCUAAGGUAUAUUUAAGCAUCAUGGCAAACUUCAUCUUAUAUCUAAAACAAAUCCUUUCAAAACUGCAUUUGAGGAAACAUUCGUAUUCAGAAGUGGUUAAUCUUUUGGUGAAUUAGCCCUUAUGCAAAACAAGCCAAGGUCAGCUACGAUCUUAUGUUUAACUGAUUGUUACCUUGCUUCUUUGAAUAAAGUUUCAUUCUAGAAUGCUAUUUAAAAGGGUAUGUAAAGAGCAUUAAAUGAUAACAUAGAGUUCCUUAAAACGAUUCCAUUUUUUUAAGGCUGGACUAAAAAUUCACUAACCAAAUUUCUUCUUCACAGCGUUGAAAUUCAAAAAACUGUAAGAAACUAAGUAAUCUGCAGAGAAGGUGAGAAUUUGAACUACGUCUACUUUGUGAAAUCAGGGGAGUUCAAAGCAAUAUAGAAAGGAGAGAUUGUUGAGGAGAAAGAUGAUUUCAUUAGAAUGAGAGUCUCCCACAAAAACCAGCCUAAAUCUGAAUCUAGUAGUUCAACUAGAAUAGUUGAUCCAUAUAAAAUGAAUCAAAUAUCAAAUGCAAGAUAGCUCUAAAAUUAAGUUAAGCUCAAUGUUAACAAUGAUAUUUGCAGAUAUGGAGUUGGUCAAAUAUUUGGAGAGAUGGAAUUCCUGAACAAGGAUAAAUCAAUUCUGACUGUUUAAUGUGAUACUUAGUAAGGAGAACUCAUUUGUGUUAAGCUCAGUGAAUUUCAGAAAAAAGUAAAGCCUAACGAUUCAGGCUUUAAAAUGGAAUAAAAUAAGAAUAUACUGGUGAAUCGUGGAGAAUAGGAUUAUAGAGAAACAUUAACUGAAAUUGUAAAAAGAUAUCCUUUUAUUGAGAGAUAGAAGAUCAAGAUAUUUGAAAUUGAAAAGUAACAGCAAGAAUAUUUUGUCGAGCAGAAGAAGGCUCAGUUGAAUCAGAGUGUAAAUACUGCUCCUACGAAUAAACAUAAGAAGUUAAGAAAAGACAUGAAUAAGACACACUUAUCAAAUUAAAUAACUUAAGAUUUGAUAGACUAUGACAAAAUAGCAGAAGCAAACUAAUGCAAAUUUGACGAUAAUCCUACUCAUAAAAGUUAAAUUUAAGUACCUAAAGCACCAAGAGCUACAACUAUGGCGAGACAUAUGCAAGAAGUCUAAAACUCACCUGAUUAGUUAAAAUCAAGCACAAAUUUAUUGGCUAAGCCUAUUUGGAUUACCAGAAAAACACUAAAGGCAUGCUUCUCAGAUAGGAGAGCUCCGACUUUAGAAUCUAUAGUUUAUGAUUAACUUAAAAAGGAGAAGAAAUGCUAUAUGAGCUCAAAACUAGACACAGCUGUACUUGAUUAGUUUACUUCAAGGAAUUAGCAAGAUGAAAACUUGAGAACUGACAAACAAGAAUUUUAUCUCAAUCAUAGUUUAGUUACCGUAAAAGUGAGACUUAAAUGUCUUUACCCAUGGAACAAUAAGUAGGUCUGCCUAAACUUCAUUUAUAGAAAUAAAUUCUUAAUACUACUCAGGACAUUUUAAUCAGCAAUAUGUCAAGAUACAGAUCUUAGAACAGUUCUCCAAAAAAUAGCUAGAUGA